Camellia sinensis is the source of this 2507-nucleotide messenger RNA. RefSeq lists its product as uncharacterized. The record is from RefSeq and is a predicted model, not a curated record. NCBI's taxonomy places the organism in Eukaryota, Viridiplantae, Streptophyta, Magnoliopsida, Ericales, Theaceae.
ACCUAAUCGAAAGUUCAUUUUGGACCUAAAAAUAUCGGAGAGAUGGCCUUAAAAAUUUUCAGAGAUGAUCCAUGAUAACACGAGUCAAUCUCAAUUUAUUUAACUCGUUUAUCACUCUUAAUAAUCGGGUCGGGUAAUUUUACAUCUACUAAUGAAUUGGGUCAUCGGUUUCCUCAAACGGGCCAAUCCGAUCCAUCAAUUCCAAUUUCCAACUAGUAUGUUACAACGGCAACGGCUCUCUCUCUCUCUCUCUCUUCGAUUCCAUGUUUCGAAGGCUCUCUCUCUCUUCAACUCUGGCUACUCUUGAGAUGGGUUAUAUUUUGAGAAAUUCCCCAUAACCACAAGUAGGAGUGGUCGAAGUGUUAGUUUGUUGCUCCGUCAUUGAAUGGGUCAAUUUGCAUGGGAAGGAUCUGGUAGAGCAGAUGCUGGGGAGGAAGAUGAAGCUUUGUUCCUCUCUUCAUCAAGUUGGGCACGUACAUUCUUUUGAAGUUGUUGCAUUUGUAUCUUCAACUGCUCAAGCUCAUGGAUGUGAGCCUCAACGAAACUGGUGGUAAUGUCAUUAGGAAUUUGGUUUGGGUCAGUGAACCUGUUGCAAAUCGACUCAAUGCUUGGAUGAGCGAAGGAGAAUGGCUUACCAGUUGGAGAGAAAAAGAUUAUGCCAAUAUCUACUCCACAUGUUGUACAAAGCUCACUUGCCUUCUUGAAAAUCCCAGCUUUACGCUUAGAGAAGUUUUUAUGUUCAACCACCUAAAAUGCAAAGAGAUUGCCUGCUAUCAAGUUCUGCUAAGCCCAAAGGAGCCAGAGAACAAUGUUACAUUCUUCUGGGGUCGAGCAAUGGCUGCAAGUAGUGAAGACAUCUGCUCUUCAAGUGAUACGUCAACCUUGACUAUAGUAGAAGAGUUCUGUCGAAGAGAAUGAAGCCACAUAGUCAACCGGGUUUUAGAAUUCCAAAAUCUUGUCACUUCCAUCAGGAUAGAAAGGUCAUCUUUGGGAAAAACGACGCAGUAGUUUCUUUCAGAGCACUUUCCGAAAUGUCAAAACCAAAUGAUUGUUUAUCCAACGAUGGAUUUUGCACAACAAAAUAAACUGACAUUUCCAAUACCAAAAGCAGCCUCCUGCCCCCAUUGAUUUUGCACCUUCUAACAUCUCAAGUAGAGAAUUCUCAUCAGGAUUUUCAUUCACUGGUUUAAAAAGAACUUUGAUUGAUGAAAUUUCUGCAGAUUUUGCAUUGUUUUAAUUGUGAGACUCCAUUUCCACUAAUUUUCUUAGGUGAGAUUCCUAGAAAAUCUUAUUCUAAUUUUCUAAUCUUUAAAAUCUCAGUACUUGAUUGUAUAAGUACCUGCUACAACACCAUAAAUCCCAUGCCUAAUACAUUUUACUGCUGUGAACAAUCAAUCCUAGCAACUUACAACUACAAACUAGUUUUCUUACAUAACAGCUCCUGAAAGCUUUGUUUUCCUUCCCCAAUUACAACCCCAAAACUUUACUUUUUUGUUAUCCAUGUACUAACCCUAUUUCUCUAUAUAGUUACAAAUGAAGAAUGGGUCAUUUGUGAUGUUAAAGAAAAAGUUGACACCUCACUUAACUGAAAUAUUCAACUUCUUUUAAUGGGGUGCUUGCUGAAUAUUUAUAAAAUCAAAAAUUAAUCUGGUUGGAAUUUUUUCACACUUUGACUUGAACAAUAAUUUCAGCCCAUGACUAUGUAUGUUCUUUGAAGACGAGGGAUGUGUGGCUUGUUGAAUGGCAUUAAUGCUUUCAUUAUUAUAUUAUGUUAUGAACUUGUGAUCCUUAUCCAAGUUGAGUGGUUGCUUGAGCUUAGCUUAUCUAGUGCACAAGCUUUGAGCUUUCCGUAAAGCUUGAUUCUUUCAAUCUGCAAAACAAGAUUGAUUUAUUGUGAUCAAGCUGAAAGCAAGAUGCGCAUGAGCAGUUUUUCAGCUCUCUCUCUGUCUCUCUCUCAAUCCUAAUGAGGUGUUAAUUGACAGAAUUCCAGUGUUGCAUCCCAUACCAGAGAGGUUGAGGAUCAUGACAUCACUUCUAAAUCAAAACCUAUUGCAGCUAAAGAGGGAGUUGGGCAAAUUAGGCUACAGUUUGUUAUGAGGCUAUCAAUUUUUUAUGGCUUUCUAUUGUGCUUCGUAAAUAGAUUUUAGACGUUCAAAAUCAUUGUUUCAAUUUUAGGCUACAGUUUGUUAUGAGGCUAUCAAUCUUUGUUAUGAGGCUAUCAUUGUUUCAAAAUCAUUGUUUCUGAGGGUAAGUAGCUUUCAUUUCCAUUUCAGAUCUUGCAAUGACUUUCCUUUGAAAUCCAAUGGUGUCUUCAGUAAAUUUGUCCAUAAUUUCUAUGUGUUCUAGGAAAGAAGAGAUGGGAGCUCAGCGAGUCUCAAGUGCAUGGAAGUAGAAAGUCAAGGAGAUAAACCGACUCUGGUUUGCAAGAAAGGUAGAUAAGGAUCAGAGCAAUUGCUACAAGAAACUUGAGAUGCAUACAUAAGGUGAAGAUUUCAGAAAGAUUACAG